Molecule: messenger RNA, 1062 nt
Organism: Pedinophyceae sp. YPF-701
Lineage: Eukaryota; Viridiplantae; Chlorophyta; Pedinophyceae
Source: the annotation of a GenBank genome assembly
AUGGCACAAGUCGAGGCUGCACUGCCCGCGGACGGCCUGCUGGCCCACGCCGACGCUCACAAUGUCCAGGACGAGGCGAUCGAGGACGAGUUCUCGGACUUCGUGCCGAUCGAUCAGCUUUCGGUCCACGGCAUCGGAGCAGGAGACAUCAAGAAGCUCAAGGAGGGUGGUUUCCACACGUGCCAGGCCCUCAUCAUGAACACGCGGAAGGUGAUCUGCGCUGUCAAGGGCAUCUCCGAGGCCAAGGCCGAGAAGGCCCUCGACGCUGCCAUGAAGCUCGUUCCUGGCGCCGGCUUCGUCACUGGCACGAUGGCCUACCAGAAGCGCAUGCAAAGCAUCCUGCACAUCACGACCGGGUGCGAGGCGCUGAACGAGGUGCUUGGCGGCGGGAUCGAGACCCAGGCCAUCACCGAGGUCUUCGGCGAGUACCGCACGGGCAAGAGCCUGCUCAUGCACACCCUGGCGGUGGCGUGCCAGCUGCCCAGCGACAUGGGCGGCGCCGCUGGCAAGUGCGCCUUCAUCGACACCGAGGGGACGUUCCGCCCGGAGCAGAUCGUCGCGAUCGCGGAGCGCUUCGGCCUCGAUGGCGCCGCCGUGCUCGACAACAUCGCCGUCGCGCGCGCCUUCACCUCCGAGCACCAGCUCGACCUCAUCGUCGCAGUGGCCGCCAAAAUGGCCGAGGAGCCGUUCAAGCUCCUCGUCAUUGACUCGAUCAUGGGUCUGCUGAGGAACGACUUCUGCGGCCGCGGGGAGCUCAGCGAGCGGCAGCAGGUGCUGGGCCGGAUGUGCGCGCGCCUGAAGAAGCUGGCCUGCGAGUUCAACCUGGCCGUGGUCAUCACCAACCACGUCAUGUCCGACCCGAGCGGCGGCAUGACCUUCGUCGUCGACCCGAAGAAGCCCAUCGGCGGCCACGUCCUCGCGCACGCGUCCACCGUCCGCGUCAGCCUGCGCAAGGGCAAGGCGGAGCAGCGGCUGGCCAAGGUCGUGGACGCGCCCAACCUGGGGGAGGCGGAGGCGUCCUUCUCGCUGACGGCGGGCGGGGUGUCCGACUUCAAGGACUGA